Cavia porcellus (domestic guinea pig) is the source of this 2251-nucleotide messenger RNA. RefSeq names its product beclin 1 (gene Becn1). Lineage: Eukaryota; Metazoa; Chordata; Mammalia; Rodentia; Caviidae. Gene Ontology annotation, biological process: cellular response to nitrogen starvation; autophagosome assembly; autophagy. Gene Ontology annotation, cellular component: phosphatidylinositol 3-kinase complex, class III, type I; phosphatidylinositol 3-kinase complex, class III, type II; phagophore assembly site. The record is from RefSeq and is a predicted model, not a curated record. Bases 493 to 1920 code for a protein of 475 amino acids. The transcript has 12 exons.
UUGCUGAUGAGAGAGCUCUCGAGAGACCUAGGGACGGUUGGACCUCCGUUGGCCCAGAACUCGUCUUCAGCAGAGAUCUACACCACUGCCGCCCUCAGGUCGACACCGUCGCACCUCAGUGACGUAGCGGGAGGAAGCAGGUGGCCGGACUGAGUUCGGGGUCGCUCUGCGGUUCCCGCCCCGCCACCCCCGCAGCCGCCGCCGAGGACUGAGGCCACACAGACUGGUUCUGUUGUGCCCGUUUCCCGCCCCUGACGAUGAGCUCCAGGCCUCGGAGACCAUCAGCCUGAUGAGCAGGUCGAUGCCCAGAGUAGGGCAGGGCUGGGUAAGGCGACGUGGUGUGGACAGUGGAUCUGGACCGGAACCAAGGCUGAGUCCAUUUUCUCUUGGAAACCUGAGACCGCGUCUCUUCGUUCACCAGCGCACUCAGUGUCUCUCUUAGCUCCGUAAAACGGGCCAGGAUACUGCAGGGUGCCAGGCUCCGAUACAGGCAUGGAAGGCUCCAAGGCGUCCAGCAGCACCAUGCAGGUGAGCUUCGUGUGCCAGCGCUGCAGCCAGCCCCUGAAACUGGACACCAGCUUCAAGAUCCUGGACCGCGUUACCAUCCAGGAGCUCACAGCUCCAUUACUUACUGCAGGCCAAGCGAAACCAGCAAUGGUCCAGGAGGAAGCGGCUAACCCAGGCGAGGUAAUAAAAGUGCCCUCCACACUUCUCCUUACACAGUUCGUGUGCUGUGGGGCGACCCAAGGUGCCAGUCAGAACCAGGCUGAGCUGUUUGUGGAAACGCGCCAGGACGGCGUCUCCCGCAGGUUCAUUCCCCCAGCCAGAAUGCUGUCCACGGAAAGCGCCAACAGCUUCACACUCAUCGGGGAGGCUUCAGACGGUGGCACCAUGGAGAACCUCAGCCGCAGGCUGAAGGUCACCGGGGAUCUUUUCGACAUCAUGUCGGGCCAGACAGAUGUGGACCACCCGCUGUGUGAGGAGUGCACGGACACGCUCCUGGACCAGCUGGACACGCAGCUCAAUGUCACUGAGAACGAGUGUCAGAACUACAAGCGCUGUCUGGAGCUCCUGGAGCAGAUGGGCGAGGAUGACAGUGAGCAGCUGCAGGAGGAGCUGCGGGAGCUAGCCCUGGAAGAGGAGCGGCUGCUCCAGGAGCUGGAGGAAGUAGAGAGGAGCCGCCAGGGGGUGGCCGAGGACCUGGAGACCGUGCAGGCUGAGGCUGAGCAGCUGGAUCAGGAAGAAGCCCAGUACCAGCGGGAAUACAGCGAAUUCAAACGGCAGCAGCUGGAGCUGGAUGACGAGCUCAAGAGUGUGGAGAACCAGAUGCGCUAUGCCCAGGUGCAGCUGGACAAGCUGAAGAAGACCAACGUCUUCAACGCCACCUUCCACAUCUGGCACAGUGGCCAGUUUGGUACAAUCAACAACUUCAGGCUGGGCCGCCUGCCCAGCGUCCCUGUGGAGUGGAAUGAGAUCAAUGCCGCGUGGGGGCAGACCGUGCUGCUGCUGCACGCCCUAGCCAACAAGAUGGGCCUGAAGUUCCAGAGGUAUCGACUUGUUCCCUAUGGAAACCACUCAUACCUGGAGUCCCUGGCAGACAAAUCCAAGGAGUUGCCGCUGUACUGUUCUGGAGGGCUGCGGUUUUUCUGGGACAAUAAGUUCGACCAUGCCAUGGUGGCCUUCCUGGACUGUGUACAGCAGUUCAAAGAAGAGGUGGAGAAGGGCGAGACGCGCUUUUGUCUCCCGUACAGGAUGGACGUGGAGAAGGGCAAGAUCGAGGACACGGGCGGCAGCGGCGGCUCCUACUCCAUCAAGACCCAGUUCAACUCAGAGGAACAGUGGACGAAGGCGCUCAAGUUUAUGCUGACCAACCUGAAGUGGGGCCUGGCCUGGGUCUCCUCGCAGUUCUACAACAAAUGACUUCCUUUUCUCCUUAAGGAGACGUUGGCCUUGCAGGCUUUAUAUUUUGUUUUGUUUGAAAAAGAAAAGUUUAUAAACUUUAGGCGAUACCAAUACCAAGAGACAAAAGCCAGGAAAGCCCUUUAUCAUAAGCAGCCCUGUGGCUGGUGGGCUCUGGAUUGUGGCCUGCUGCCAGCCCCAGCAAGGUCCCCUGGAGCCCAGGCCUCCCUGGCUCCUAGGAAAAUGCAUUUAAGUUUCUUUUUUUUUUUUUUUUUUAACUGAGUCAAAGUUGAUGUGCUUUCCCUGGAUUUUAUGUCCCUCAACUUGCUGCAAGUAAAACAUGGAAUAGAAA